AUAUGCGAUUUGUUUGGACUCUGAAAGGUAUUACAAGUGAGCAUUGCAAUGAUUUUGUAAAUGACUUUCGAGGAUAACAGUCUGAAUGCUGUCAAAGGUAGAAGCUAAAGCUUCAUGAGCAGGACUAGCAUCUCCUGAUUAGAUGCAAAUGAUGAAUGGUGCACUGACAAAGUACAAAGGGGCUUAAAAGCACAGCAAGCAAAAAGAAGAAAGGAAGGAAAAAUAAAUAAAUAGAACAGGGAGAGUGUCCUUCAGAUAAUUCUCGAAAGCCUUAACCUGAAUGAUAAACAAAACUAAACAAAAAAAAAAAAGAACAAAAAAAAUCACACAAGAAAGCAGCUAAUUGCACUAGUAAUACAUUUAAUCUGCAUGCAUAUGGACAUGGCAGGCAUUUCACACUGCAUGAGGUUCCUGGCACAUCUCUGCUUAUCCUCUAACCAGAAACCUCCAGAUUCGCAGCCAGUUGCUCCACCAACUGAGCCACUGUCUCUAUCCUACCCAGAUCCACUCAUCAGCCGCUUUAUUUGGUACACCUAUUGAAUUGCUGGUUAACACACAUCGUGAAACAGCCAACUCUAUGGCAGAAACUCCUUACAAAUGUGCUUUGACUCAGUUUGUACCAGUUUCCAUGGGACUAUUGCUGGAGCUUGUUACAGUGGAAAUACGAAAAAUGCUGAGAACAAUCACAAGCAUGAGGUGCCCAGUUGGACUCUGGAGGCCAUUGCAGAACAGUGAAUUCAUUUAUCUGUUCAGGAAACCAGCUUGAAAUUCAAUGAACGUUGAGACAUGUCACGUUAUCCUGCUGGAAGCAGCCAUCUGAAAAUGGCUUCACUGUGGUCAUAAAGGAAUGGACAUGGUCAACAACAACACUCAGAUGGGAAAUGCCUCCGAAAUUUUUCACUUCGUGUCCAGAAUAUCAAAAGACAAUGACAUCAUCAUGGGAACACUCUACACCAUAUUUGGUGUGUUGUCCAUACUGGGGAAUGGGAUCCUGCUGUUUGUGGCCUAUAGAAAGAAAUCCUCUCUGAAGCCAGCAGAGUUCUUUGUCGUCAAUCUGGCCAUCAGUGACUUGACCAUGACUAUUACUCUGUUUCCACUAGCCAUUCCCUCCGCCUAUGCUCACAUGUGGUUAUUUAACCUAACAACCUGCACUGUCUAUGCCUUUUGUGGUGUUUUGUUUGGCCUGUGCAGCCUGUCCAAUCUCACGGUGCUCUCUUGUGUUUGUUGGCUCAAGGUCUGCUGUCCAAACUAUGGUAACAAAUUCUCAUACUGCCAUGCCUCCCUGCUUGUCGCGGGCAUCUGGUGCUACGCCGGAGUGUUUGCUGUGGGUCCACUGUCAGGUUGGGGAGAGUAUGGGGCUGAACCUUAUGGGACUGCGUGCUGCAUCAACUGGCAUGCUCCCAACCACAGUUCUGCAGCAAUGAGCUACAUCAUCUGUCUCUUCUUCUUCUGCUACAUUAUUCCCUGUACUGUUAUAUUUUUAUCCUACACCUUCAUCUUGGUGACAGUGCGAGGCUCUCGGCAGGCCGUGCAGCAGCACAUGUCUCCACAGAACAAGAUCACCAAUGCACAUGCACUUAUAGUUAAGCUUUCCGUGGCAGUUUGCAUUGGUUUCCUCACAGCUUGGAGUCCAUAUGCGAUUGUUUCCAUGUGGGCAGCCUUUGGGAACGCAACAGAUGUACCACCAAUGGCUUUUGCUUUGGCAGCCAUUUUUGCCAAGUCCUCCACUCUUUACAAUCCCAUUGUCUAUCUGGUCUUCAAACCCAAUUUCCGCAAGUCUCUGUGUCGGGAUGUAGCUCACUGCAGAAGCACAUUCUGCAGAUGUUUGUGUCAACACAGCUCCGCACAGAAGGGAACUUGCAGGCAAUCUCAUCACAUUGACGAGUGCAACUCUACAAGGUUGUCUAACGGACUGCCAGAGAACCACCGGACUUGCAGACAUUGUCCUUGCACUGAAACGGUCUCCGGUGCCAAGGAAAAUUUCACAGAUUACAGUCCUCAACAGACUGCCAGAAUACUGAAAGGAUCUGUGCAAACCGAGGUCGCUGUCAGUCAGCUCUCCAAUGAGCUGCAGAGUGACUUUCUUUAAAGAGAGAAAAACGGCGCCUCAGAAACAAAAGCUGCCAAAAGAAACCAGCAACAAAAAACUGCGAGAAGUUGGAUUAAAAAUAAAAAAAAACGGCUCAUUGCAAUUUCAGGAAUAGUCAAAGGCUCAAGACUUACUCACUGAUGAAAAAGACUAUCAUUCAGUAUUAUUCUUGAGUUUAAAGCUUGUUCUAUGCCUCAAAUAUUUAAUACUGCCAAUAGAAAAAAAGAAAACAAAAUAGAAAUCAAGAUUUAAUCAUGCAAUUAAAUACAAAUACAGUAAAAUAAGCAAGCCGACCAGUUCAGAUAAUAAAGUUGUCAGGUCAAAGUUACAAGCAUCAACUAUUUUAUUGCUCUGAACAAUCAACAUCGAGGAAACAAGACUGAAGAGUCAAAAUACAAAAUCAAUUUACGCUGGAUUUAGAGGAAGGAACUGAUACUGAAACUGACUACUUCCUCAUCAACCCUUUAUGUGUUUUUACAAGUACUGUACAUUAUGGGAUAUUUGUAUUUAUUAAUGCAUGCCUCAAACUGAAGGACAACAGGGUUGCUGCUCUUAUCUAAAGUAAGUAAACAUUGUGCCCUGAUUGCUAUUGGAGAACAACAUUUUCAAAGUCUCAAUUAAUUUGCCAACAAUUUGUCAAAGUUGAGGUUCACCUUUUAUAAGUAGGUUCAUCAAAUAAAUAAAGAACAAUUCAAGCUCACAAAGCUUUUUAUUACCCUCAUAAAAAUUAAUAUCCUAGUAACAGAGUAGCAUUAGUUACUCUGCAGUGUUAUAUUUGUUAUAAAUGUUUGGAUGGUUGGUUUAACAGCUCCUUUGGACCAAGACAGGAAUAAUUUAUUUGUUUCGUGGAAAUAUUUAUUUUCAUUUUACAGCUUACGUCUUUUUUAUUUUUAUUUUUGACAUAUAAUUUGUGAUAUAAAAUUAGAUCCUCUAGCACCAGAGCCAGACAAAAUGUACAAUGAAUGGAUUAUCUAAUCAGUUGUCUCAUUCUAAAAAAAAAAACAAAAGAAAUCACAAAAGUAAUUAAACUAAAAGGCUUGUGCUUAAUUUAUAAAUGCAUCAUUAUUAUUAUUAUUAUUAUUGUUAUUAUUACUUACAUAUUAGCACCUUACCAACUGAGAGAUUCCAAUGACAAAAGAAGUUAUAUAGUUGAUCAGACUGGGUCAAUGGUAGAGACAAGCUCAGGAGAAACAAAAGCACACCUAAAAUACUUUAGAAUGGUGAUUACAAGGAUUACAAUGUACAAUUUAGUAAUUUACAACUGAGAGACUAGUUUUCUUCAUAAUCUGUGAGAUGACUGGACAUCAUCCUCAUGCUGCUUGUGUGUUGUUAUCUUGAGAGUUGGCACAUUCAAGCAUCUGAACAUUGUACCCAAGAUGAACCAGGCUUGUGAAGAUCCAUAGUUCUCUUCUUGAUAUUUUGCUUGCAUUACUUCUUUUGAAUUCGUCCUUAUUCAUGAAGUGAAUGAAGUUUUUGGUUUGAGAUGCUACCUCAAAAUAAAAUUACAGUUGAACCCUCCAAUUAACUCUGUCAUUAGUCAGUUAGCAACUUAAAAUCAUUUUAGCAACUCUAAAUGAGCUAGAACAGGUUUUCCUGAUUUGUCUGAGAAUAAAAACAAACAUACUUUGAGAAAAAAAAAAUAUUUCAGUUAUUUUUCCAAUUAAAGAGGGUGCUGAUUUUUUUAAUUUAUACAAAACAGGAAAAAAAUGUUUAUGCUUGUGCAUGAAAAUGGAUAUAUUGUCUUCAUUGCUUGUCUUGCCAAAUAUAAAAAAGUUGAUAACAUGAAACAUAAAAGGCUGUGCCUCAGCAGAUACCGACAUUAUCCAAAUGAAAGUGCUCAUGGAGCAUAGCUGAGCUCAGUUUGCCUAACAGACAGUUUUGUUCUUUUCUUCCGGCAGCAAAGGUCAUCAACUGAAGUCAAAAAAGACAUGCAAUGUACAAGAUGUAUUAGAUCUGCUUGAGUGUGUUUUUGUUGACUGUCGUAGCUUCUGUGAUAUCUUUACUCAUUAUGUGGGGAAGGCUCCGGUUCUUCCUAAUUUUCACAAAUUACCUGACAACAAACGCAGCUCAUAUUUGACUUUAUAUCAUGUGAUACAAAGUGAUCACAUGAGGUGAUCUAACAAUCAGUUGCAGAUAAUCUCGUGAAAUGAUCUCAACUCCCUAAUGACUCAGAAAAAAAAGUGAAAUUUAACAAAUUCAACAAUAAAAUAAAAUAAAAAAUAAAAAAUCAGCAAUAAAAAUACACCGCCCUCUUGCUUUUUUAUAUUUUUAUUUUUAUAGUUUUUACACUUGGCCAUGAGUUUGCAAGAGGCCUGUGAUUGAAGGAUUACUGCCUUUUAAUAGUUAAGGCUACGACUACACAUAGCAUUAGCACAUACUCAAAACAUACAAAGAACAUACAACAAAUCUGUUCCUAAAUCACUUUUUGAAAAAUAAAGUGGAGAGCAUGUUCAACCCACAGAAACAGAGUAGGAAAAAAAUCCUAAGAAUCCAAGUAAACUGCUCUAUUAGUAUUUGCAAUCCCGUUUCCUAUCAAUGCAAAUUAACUCACCUGGUUUAGUCCACAUUGAUGGUGUAUAAGAAGGAUUUUCAUUACUGAGGUGAAGACCCAUGCAAAUGGCUCUGUAUGAUUGCUUAGAGUUGUUAUUAAACUUAGAAAUUAGCCAGUGACCAGAGUCUAUGACACUGAAGAGGAAACAAUAAAACUUUAACAUAAACCAACCUUAACCAAGUGUUCCUCACCAGAUUUCUGACAAUGGAGUCAAAAGAAAUAAUCAGAAGACUUCAAAAUAAUCAAGUGCUUAAGGCCAAUCAUGAAGAGCUUCAGUGAGACCUGGAAUUAGCAAGUACAGUUCUUCUCUUUAAGUAAUUCACUAAAUCACAAAGAUUUCUUUGCACAGUUAUUGCACAAGACUCAAUAAAAAGUGUUUUUUUUUUAAAGCUGUUAAGGAUUUGCUCUAAACUUUGUACACAAACUGUGAAACAGUGGGUUAAUCUAGUCUGGUUGGUUGAGAAAAAAAAUGUAAGUCUUUGAAUGCAAUUAUUUUUAUCACCAUGUUGGAUGGAGAAAACAUAUAAAACAGCAUAAAAAAGGUAAAGUUUGCCAGUGAAACUUGAUGGGAGCAUCAUUUCCUUGGAUUAUUUAAAUUUUAUCACUUGAUGUGAUUGAAUAAUCUGGUUUUAAAUACUAGAUAUGCAAAUAAGACAAUGAUUCCAAAAACAUCAAGACACAAUAAUUGGGUUAAGAGAACAAAAUCAAGUUUGUUAAAAUGUCCCGGUUAAUGUUUGGCUUAAAUGGAGUGUACUAAAAUCAACUGUUUAGAGCUUUAUGUGAUGUUACAAUGUCAUUCCCUCAUCAAACACAUAACCAGACUGUUGCUUUAACUCAUUUAUGCAUGUCUGAGAAAACCUUGAAUCUCGAGUGGCAGCCAUUUGGUGGAGCCUUAACGCCUGCUCAUGCAAUGCGCUGCCUCUUUCCCCAAAACUCCACCCUGGAGCUUCAUUCCCCAGCUGACUAGCGACGGCAGCGAAUAGCAAGCACCUGGUGGAACUGUGAGUCUGCUGAGCUAAUCACACAAACUACUAUGUUCAUAACCCGUUUAAUCCCACCGGCAACAAUUGCUGCCAGACAUUUUUUCUAAUUUCUGGAACCUCAAAGUAAUUAUUUUGACUUUUGGCAGCUAAUUGAAGUUUUAAAAUAAAAUAGUAAUGUGUCUACUCUAAGCGAUAUCAGUUUCAUGUAGCAAGUGUGAAAGGUCACAUGACCAGACCGCUUUACUUCCUGCUUGUAACGCUGGAGGUAAAUGUCCGUCACAAAUCUAGUAUAAUUAAUUGAUCAAUAAAGUGAAGUCUAAGUCUAAGUCUCUAAUACAGAGACAGCACUAGGCUAGAUGACCAUUUCUUUGCUCUUCCCACACAGAUUAAAACUAUCAGAUAUUUUAGAUCUUCUAGACCUGAAGGAAACUCAAAAUUAUGUCUUUACAUCAAUGUCAUUCCUACAGUUGAAACCCUUCCCACUUCCAUUCAGUGCAUAUGGCCUAUGCACUGAAUGACCACAACAAGAUGAUGCCACGCCUGAAACUAGUUUAGGACAAGACCAGGGUGUAGUGCUUGGUGGAACAGGGACAUUUUCCUCCCAGAUGCAGAUUUGUUUAUACAAACAUUUUCACCUGACCUUGCCUCAUUGAGCAAAUGACCAGUCAUGAAAUGGCCAGAGGUCAAAGGUUGCUUGGCACAUUGAGACUAUGACAUCUGCAGGCUGUGAGAUUGAAUUUUUCUAUGUCUAAAAUAUUUCUUGUAACCAUUCUUUGUCAUAGACUAUGCAUGUCAUAAUCCUUCUUAUUUUUUUCUGUGUACAAAUUGGACAUAUUUGUGUAAUUUAGACUAUGCAGUUAUUGGCAAGUAGAAACCAACAUUUUCACUAACAUAACCAACAUAAAAUGGAAUAAUUCAUAAAUAUCAUGUAAUAAUUCAGAAAUGCAUGCACUUAUUUUGCAGAAAAAAAGUUGGAACUAAACGGGUCAAGUAUGGCUGUAAACAUCAUGACUAAACGGCAUGAGGAAGCAUUCUUUGUAUGAACAGAGGCACAUUUCAAGAUGUCAGGAUCGGCUUUGACAUGAAGUCAAAUUUCUUAAGUUGUUCUCAAAUUAUUUUUAAAAUAGUCAGAAUUUUUAUAACAAUUGAAUGUAACUGAUUGUGCCAUAAAGUGACUCUACAUUUCUGAAAAAUAUACAAUACCUCUCAUUUGAAUUAAAUUUGAAAAUCUUGUGAAACAAAUGAAUCAAGCAGUUUAGACAUAGGCAUGUUUCCCUGAACCUUAAAGUUUUGGAGACAGUUGAUUUUGAAAAAUCAGUUGCAUCACAAUAAUGCAUGUUGCUGGUUUUACCAUUAAAAAAAAACAAAAAAAAUAAAAAUAAAAACGGAUCUCGUCAGGAUGCACUUUUCUAACAAUUAAAAGAAGAUAAGUAAUUCUUCAUUUAAAUCCACUUACUUUUUUGACGUUUUGGUUUAUUUGUUUCUGAGUAACAUGGGUUGUGACUGAUAUACGGUCAAUAGGAACAUCAGAGACCGGGAAAAACAAUACAUGAAAUUCAUCUUUCUGCAGGUGUUUGUCCAUUUAGUUGGACACUGAAAUGUAACUACGUGUACACAUUUCUGGUAACUCAAAAUGUUCAUUUCUACCUCUUUACUUUCAAAGUGGAGGACAUAGACUAAUGCUUCUAUGACAACUUUCAAAAAUUGUCAUAGUGUGUCUUAACACAAAAUAAACAGCUGUGCUGUCACUAUGAAAGUGUUUUUUGUUAUAUUUUAUGAGUAUAUAUUUUUAACAAUGUUCCAGUGAAUCUAAUUCAAAGUAAAGCCUAUUAUUUUUUUCUAUCAGUACAUAUAGUUGAUGAUUGUAGUGGUUUCAGUGAAACAUGUCCACAGACAUAAUCCUUAGCAGCAUAACAUCGACCUACCCUAACAUAAAUUAUUGCUACAUCCAAAAGUAGACUUGGAGCAACACUAUUUACAGCAAGUAUUUACAUUAGGAACAACUGUACCGUGUUUUGUAUGAAUGCCUACUUCAAACCCUGUGGCAAGUUUUUGCUUCCUAACCCCUUAACUAAAGUCAAUAUACUUAUUCAUAAUGUUGUGACUGUUGUGUUAAAAGGAACUAUGACAGAAGACUGAGCAUCUGUGGUCUUUAAACCAAACGAGUUUAUUCUAUGAGUGUUGUACCAUCAGCAGAGACUUAUGGGCUUGAGUGUGAAUCCUUUAACACUGAGCUGUGAGAUGAAAUGAACGACGCCUCGGGCUGUCUGUAGCCUGAGUUUAUUUCAACUGACACGUGUAGCUUCAUGUGAAAACCUUGUGGUCAUAAAAAAAGAAGAAAAAAGAAACACCAUUUGCAAAGUGAAGUUUUUCUGAGGCUUGUAUAAAGAUGCUGCUGAAAGUCCUUUCAUCUACAGCUUUUACUUUACAGUGUAUAUUGAUCAACUCCCACAUGUACAGGGUGGCAUCUCAUUACUUUAUCUUGUUCUGUAACCUUCAGAAUGAAGUGGAUAAAAAAAAAAUAAAUCAAAGCGUGGCUUGGUAUGGUUAUCAUUUUCGGAAAAAAAAACAAACAAAAACCCCCCGAAAUGAUUGUACUUCUGUGAUGUUUUCACACCGAUGGUGGUUUGUUUGUUGCUGGGACAUUACAAAAGAAGGAAACGAUUGUUAAGACUUGAGGAUCAGUGAAGGCAUUUAAAGCUAAGUCUGCAGCAACCAAAGGUUACGAUCACUUUCAGAUUCUCCGUCAAAGCCAAAAUGCUCUUUUCAACGCUUAGAUUUUUCUACAAAUAUGCAGAUGCACAUGAGAAGAAUAUACAUAUCAGAGACUCGGCUUCAAGCCAUGAGCUGAGGGGGUUUGUUUGGCCCUGCAUUUUGUGGGCAGAGAUGGACACUGAAACCAGGAAAUACAACUGUGAAAAUCUGCUUGUGAUGUCUCUUUUCUACUGUUUUUUUUCUUCUUCAAUAUUAAAUGCUACAACUCC
Molecule: messenger RNA, 8607 nt
Organism: Poeciliopsis prolifica (blackstripe livebearer)
Lineage: Eukaryota; Metazoa; Chordata; Actinopteri; Cyprinodontiformes; Poeciliidae
Gene: opn7b
Product: opsin 7, group member b
Exons: 7
Coding region: 848-2089 (413 amino acids)
Biological process (GO): G protein-coupled receptor signaling pathway
Cellular component (GO): membrane
Molecular function (GO): G protein-coupled receptor activity
Source: RefSeq, a predicted model, not a curated record